Molecule: messenger RNA, 2817 nt
Organism: Hyphopichia burtonii NRRL Y-1933
Lineage: Eukaryota; Fungi; Ascomycota; Pichiomycetes; Serinales; Debaryomycetaceae
Product: ubiquitin-ubiquitin ligase
Exons: 1
Coding region: 1-2817 (938 amino acids)
Biological process (GO): protein polyubiquitination; protein monoubiquitination
Cellular component (GO): ubiquitin ligase complex
Molecular function (GO): ubiquitin-ubiquitin ligase activity
Source: RefSeq, a predicted model, not a curated record
AUGCCUUUCCAUAUUUCAAAAUUAUCCCAUAUAUCAGAUAAUAAAACUGCAAAAAAAGAAGGAAAAGAUCUUCAACCCGUUUUAUCAAAUGAUCCUCCAUCGUACGAUGACUCCAUACAUUCAUCUUCUUCUCAUAGUAAUACAGUUACCCCAAUUACUACACCCUCUAAUGGGGGGAGACUGAGUCCUGCUCCAGCAAUCACUGGUAAUAGCAGUAGCAGCAUUUUAAGGUCAGUAAAAUCAAAUCCUCAUCAGAAUAAACCAUAUAGACCCUCAAAAGAGCAGCAAGGACAAAUUGAUCUUCUAAAUGGUAUAAACUCAUUAUCAUCGGUUAGCUCAGGAGCUCAGACGGAAUACUUUGAUGUUCUACCGUCAUUUCAAAUGUUUCAAUCCAUUUUGAAAAGAGAUGAUAGUCAAUUUAGUGAAAAUUUAUUAAUUGAUCCUCCUGUUUAUGGUGAUACAACCCAUUCUUCUCCCACCCCGCCAAGGUCUCCUCCAGGAAGGUCUGGGAAUGAAAAUACCAAUAAUGUAAUGGACAGUGUUUCACAAAGACUAAGUGAUUAUGGAUUGGGUGAAGAUAAUUCACGUCCUUAUGAAGAAGAAGAAGAGAACUUUCUCUUUUCUGAUGAAGACCCUCACCCCGAUGGUAGUAACGCAAAUAGCCAGACUGGGUCAGCUGAAGCAGUAUCGACUCAUGAAACCUACGGUCAUACUGUUCUUGAUAACAUUGAUCGAUUACCUCAAUUGAAUACCUCACCAAUUGAUAUACAAAUUGUCGUAGCUAAAGGUGUUCCUCAAGCAAAUGCAGCUACAGAAGUAGAAACCAGACUCAAAGAAUAUACUAGUGGCGAUUUAGUGAAUGGUUAUAUUAUCAUCACUAAUAAGUCCGAUAAACCGGUUGAUUUUGGUUUAUUUACCGUUAGUUUGGAAGGAACUAUUAAGGCAACAGAACGAGAUUUAAAUAUAAGUGAUUUUACUCUUCACAAAUUUAAAAAAGUUCUUAUAAAAAAAUUUUUAAAAAUGUAUGAUUUGAAUGCAAGUUAUGGGUAUACCCAUAUUCCAAAUAGUGCUGGUAUUGAGUAUGAAGCAUUUACUAAUGAUGAAUAUGAUGGUUGUCAGCUUGGUCUUCCAGAUGAAAGAAUUCUUCUCCCCCAUGUAAAAUACAAAAAAUUCUUCACUUUUAAAUUUCCAACAAAGCUUCUUGAUAAUAAUUGUGUGGAUAAUUUAUUACCACAUAAUCUUCCUCCCCCCUCUAUGGGAUUGGAUAAAACCUGUUUUUAUAAUAGAGGUGACACUAUUCAACUCAAUAAAGCCUUGGGAUAUGGGUUCUUAAAUGUUCGAGGUACUCCACUUCUAACGAGAGACUAUGCGUUUGAUGAUGUAAGUAUAAGUUAUACAAUCGAAGCAAAGUUUAUUGAUAAAUUAGAUGCCGAUAACCAAGAUCCAUUAUCACAACAUGAAAUUAACGAUCCUAAUAGUGAUUCCAAUUAUGUGAUUUCCAAACAUAAUCAAUAUUUCUUAAGAUUUAUUCCUGAUUUAAGAGAACAAUUAGAAUAUUUUAAUCAAGGGUAUCAGUUAUUAACUUCCACUUAUGAAACGAUGGGAAUUGAUGGUAAACUAUUUCAAAAUUAUAUCCAAUUAAGUUCUUGGAGAGCGAUUCAUGAGCUCAAUUCUCAAAUAGAGAGAGAAAUUGAUGUUAGAUUAGCUUCAGAGGAGUUGAGCAUUGAAGAAAUGAAACAUAAAAAUUUGCUCAUUGAAAACCGAGAUUUCACCACUAAUACAAUAAACCAAUUGGACUUAAAAGAUCACAUAACCCGUCAAAUAUACUAUGAUCGAGGAAAUUCUUGGGAAGUUGAUGACAUGUUAGAAUAUCAAGAUAAAAGAAUGAUAAGUAAUAAAGUACCAAUUAGUGUUUUUGGUAAAAAGAAAAAGAAAAUUUUAUCUUCAUUAGUUUACAUUGGGAAGCUGAGACUAUACGUGAAGGUUCCUAGUAAAAUAUUUCCUUACUCAUCACCUAAGCUUUUAAUGAAAUACAAUACUCCCCCAGAGGAUAAUGGAGCUGGUAUCCAUUCUACCAUAACGGGACAAUCUGUUGCAUCGAGUGAGUCUCUUAAACCAACCUCAUCAGUUGCAAGUAAUAUGCUAAAUAUUUACCAUAGAAAGGAUAAUUUAACCGAAGUUGAAAUUGAGCUAGUAUUUGAACCAACCAACAACUCAAAUAAACCACCAUUGAUUAGUCAACUUGAAACAAAUUUGGUUUUCUGGUCAUUUAAUACUGAAUAUCCCUUACCAGUUGAAAUGAACUAUGACUUUUUCUAUAAAAAUGGGGAAAAAAUUGAAGUUAAAAACCCAGAGGCCUCAGAGGAAGAUGACGUUGAAAUCACGAGAAAGAACUUACAGGCACUUAAAGAUCAAGCCAAAAAUUAUAUAAAUUUCUUAAAGGUCAAUAAAACUUUCAUUUCCAAGUCUUCUUUUCUUUAUUUGAAAGCCAUCAAAAGUUUGGGAAUCAAAAAAGACAUUAUCAAAGACUAUUUUGAAACUUUGACUCUGACCACACACAACUCUUUGUUAAAUGACGAAUCCGGCUGGCAAAUCAAACAAUUACCCAAUCAGAAAUUCAGAUACAUCAAAAAGUUAACCAUCCCCUUAACUACAAUCAAUAAGAAUAACAUCACGCUUCUCCCCAGUUUCCAAAGCUGCUUGGUUGGUAGAAUAUACUGCUUGCAAGUUGUUGUCAAAUACAAAGGCAGUGGAGGUGACCAAAAUGAGUUUGCCGAUAACAUAGUUAGAGUUGAUGUCCCUAUAUUAGUGGGAUAA